This is a messenger RNA of Hyaloscypha bicolor E, 675 nucleotides long. Its product is annotated as NAD(P)-binding protein. Bases 1 to 675 code for a protein of 224 amino acids. The record is from RefSeq and is a predicted model, not a curated record. Gene Ontology annotation, molecular function: oxidoreductase activity, acting on the CH-OH group of donors, NAD or NADP as acceptor. The transcript has 4 exons. Lineage: Eukaryota; Fungi; Ascomycota; Leotiomycetes; Helotiales; Hyaloscyphaceae.
AUGUCUCGCACAAUAGUCGUCACCGGCGCAGCCAGAGGUUUGGGACUGGAAUGGGUGAAACAGCUCACCCAAGACCCCCAAAACCUCGUGAUAGCAGUCGUCCGAGACCCGUCCAAAGCAACUCAACUCCAACCACUUCUCGGACCACGUGUCGUCGCAGUAAAAGCUGAUCUCGGAGCCUUCGACUCCUUCCCCGUUGUCGCUGAAGAAAUCUCUAAAGUCGGAGGAGGCAAAAUCGACGUCCUGAUUAACAACGCAGGAAUCAUGACCGGCGCCGGCGCCUCCUUCGACCAAGGAAUCUCGCACUCGACACCCCAGGAAUGGGACGAGCAGUUCCGCAUCAACGUCACGGCGCAAGUCUUCUUCACGCUCGCCCUCCUCCCCCUCCUAUCCAACGGUACCGAGAAGAAGGUCGUCAAUCUCGCUUCCAUGCUCGGUGAUAUCAAGUACUCAGAGGAGAAUCCGCAUCUGAAUUUUGCGAGUUAUUCCGUGACGAAGGCCGGCAUCACGAUGGCUAGUCUUAAAUUCCACAAUGAGUUUAAGGAGAGAGGGUUCACGUUUUUGGCACUGAAUCCAGGGUGGGCGAAUACUGAUCUUGCUGGUGAGGGGAUGGGUGCUUAUGUGAGUUACUCCGGUGCAAGUUUGAGAAGCAAGAAACGUUCUGAUAUUUGUUGA